Molecule: messenger RNA, 628 nt
Organism: Nematostella vectensis (starlet sea anemone)
Lineage: Eukaryota; Metazoa; Cnidaria; Anthozoa; Actiniaria; Edwardsiidae
Product: short coiled-coil protein B
Exons: 6
Coding region: 91-501 (136 amino acids)
Cellular component (GO): trans-Golgi network
Source: RefSeq, a predicted model, not a curated record
UGCGUGUGACGAGUAGCCGCUGUAUAAACUCACAACAACCAGAUUCCGUUUACAGAUGAGUUUUUGAAGACCAUAUUUUUACUAAAAAAAAUGUCAGGAGCGGAACAUGAGGCAAAACACGAGGCAAAAAUGGUAUCUAUACCCUUAUCCUCAGAUGACGAAGUCACUUCUGGAGGAUUUUAUAGAAAUAGUAGUCCCAGUCAUCACAUGGAAAGAGGAGAUAAUGUAACUGUAUCAGGCAAUGUUGAUGAGGAGGACGCAGAAGAAAAAGCAAGAAUCAUAUCUGAAGUGCUAGAACUACAAAACACCCUAGAUGAUCUAUCACAAAGAGUUGACGCCAUUAAAGAUGAGAACUUGAAGCUGAAAUCAGAAAACCAGGUUCUUGGGCAGUACAUAGAAAAUCUUAUGUCAGCUUCAAGCGUAUUUCAACCUACUAACACUGGCAGUAAAAAAAGGCAAGGCACAAGCAAAUCAGCUUCAAAGAAAGGAGAGAAAAGAUAGAUUUACAUCUAUAUGACAUUCAAUGUCUUUUGUAAAUAAUAGCAGAAUGUUAUUUAAACGAAGUGACAGAAACAGCAUUAUGUACAAUACCUGAUCACUCAAAAAUAAAAUGUAGAAAUGAAUGGAA